Cuscuta campestris is the source of this 1320-nucleotide messenger RNA. The record is from the annotation of a GenBank genome assembly. Lineage: Eukaryota; Viridiplantae; Streptophyta; Magnoliopsida; Solanales; Convolvulaceae.
GCUCCUUUGUGACCAAACGAACUAAACCCUUAUCAGCUUCCUUUAAGUGCAUGUACGUGCGAUAAUGGCGGCUUCCUUUGUGACUCGGCUAAGCCUGGGCAUAAGCAUAAUAGCACUAACCCUAGCAGGCUACUCUAUUUACCAAAAUACCCAAACGGCCAUCAACAAGGCCACCAGUCCGACGUGGCUGGCCGACACUUUCGGGGAAGAGCCGGCGGCGGCGAGCAUUCUCUCGCUAGGUUCCGGCAAGGUUUCCGACGAGGCAUGCAUAUUCUCCGCCGUCAGAGAAGUGGUGGACGCCGCCGUCGAUGCGGAAGCUCGGAUGGGUGCCUCUCUCAUUCGCCUCUUCUUCCAUGACUGCUUUGUAGACGGCUGCGAUGCAGGUCUUCUUUUGAAGGAUACCCCGACUUUCAUCGGAGAACAGAGUGCCGGCGCCAACCAAAACUCCGUUAGAGGUUAUGAAGUUAUAGACAGGGCCAAACAGAACGCCAAAACUAAAUGUCCCGACACCCCCGUGUCGUGCGCUGACAUUGUCUCCAUUGCUGCUCGUGAUUCUUUCCACAAAUUCACCGGCAAAACAUACACGGUGACUCUAGGUAGAAAGGAUGCAAGAACGGCCAACCUCACCGGAGCUAACACCCAGCUUGUCGGUCCGGCGGAGGACUUGGCUUCACAGACCAGAAAAUUCGCCGCGAAGGGAUUUAACCAAACGGAGAUGGUGGCGUUAUUAGGUUCCCACACGAUCGGGUUCGUGAGAUGCCCGCUUUUAUGCGUCGCCGCCGUGAUCAAUCCGGCUCGUGCGGCGGCUGCCGCCGUGCAAUGCAACUGCCAAACGACCCCGAACGCCACGGGCCUGGUCGGCCUGGACCCCACUCCUGCGGCUUUCGACCAACGCUAUUAUGCCGACGUGGCUAACGGUCGCGGCCUCUUGUUUUCGGACAAUGAGCUGAUGAAGGGAAGCACGACCGGCGCCGCCGUCAGGCGGUACAGGGACGCCAUGGGCGCAUUUCUGGCCGAUUUCGCGGCGGCGAUGGUGAAGAUGAGCAACCUGCCGCCGUCCCGCGGCGUGCAGCUUGAGAUCCGGGAUGUUUGUAGCCGAGUGAAUGGUAAUAAAGUCGCCGCCGGCGUUGCAUCUCUGUAAUGAAAGGGUCCGUCUUCCGGCGGGUCCACUGAACGCGUGUCUAAAACGCGUGUCUUAGGAAAAGUGUUUUACUCGUACUGCGUAUAUGUGAAAUCAAUAUUCACUUUCAAAAGCGUAUAUUAUGAAAUGUUUUACUCCCGUUAUUUUGAAAUAAACUGAAAUGAAUGCGGGAUUUGACG